UAAAAACUUUGUGUUAAUCCGCUGAUAAUGCUGCUGGGCAUAUUUUUAAACUGAGAUUUGAAUCGAGAAACUCAGAACUGUAAGGCACAUGUAACAUCCAUGUGGAGUCGCCUCGAUAUUUACUCUAUCCAACACAAGUAAUCUUUGUUUCCUGUCAAGAAUUCAAAACAGUUCCCACUCGGUGACGGUGUGAAUGCGAGAAUGAAUAGUUGCUAUUCUCUCAGGUCAGAUGCAAUAGACUCCAGCUACCCACGAACCCGAACAGGAUGAAUUGAAAGCGAUCAAAUUCCCCAAUCAAUUAACUUUGCCUUGGAUAGGCUGGAAAUAGUGUUUCAGAAAUGGAACUUUGCAAUGGUUUAUCAAAAACAAAAGCAAAAAUAAUAACCGCAUCACUCUCUGACACUACCUUGGCCCCCAUCAACUCGACCUAUCUUGUUUUUUGUUCAAUGGAACUCUCAACAGGAAGCGUCCUUUCACUGUGGGGAUGUUUCAUGAUAUUCUGCUGCCCCCUUCUGGACUUUAAGAUACCAUCACGGCUAUUAGCCUCCCCCAGUUCUUUACAGUCACAAAAUCAAGUCCUGGACUUCCCAUACUCAACAUGAAAAACACACCGGCAACAAGGACGUGGGAAUGUAAUGGGAGGACUGCAGGUGUCAGAUAAUGGGAAGAUGUUUGGGGAUGAAGCGGCCUUGGUGGGGGGGGACGAUAGAUGGGGAAAGACAACCUUCACUUGUCUCUCAUAACGUUGGCAGCAUGGACAAGAAAGUGGUGUUGAUCACCGGCUGUUCAUCCGGCAUCGGCCUCAGCCUGGCGGUCCGGUUGGCUUCGGACCCGGAACAAACAUUUAAAGUAUACGCCACCAUGAGGAACCUGGCCAAGAAGGAGCGUCUCCUGGAGAGCGUCAAAGGCCUGCACAAGGACACGCUGGAUGUUCUUCAGAUGGACGUCACGGACCGCCAGUCUAUCCUAGACGCCAGGGACAAGGUUGCCGAGAAGCGAGUGGACAUUCUCGUCUGUAACGCCGGUGUGGGUUUGAUGGGUCCACUGGAGGCUCACUCUCUGGACUCCAUGAAGCAAAUUCUAGAAGUCAACCUUCUGGGCACCAUCCAGACCAUCAAGGCCUUCCUGCCCGGGAUGAAGGCUCAGCGUAAUGGUCGUAUCCUGGUCACAGGCAGCAUUGGAGGCCUUCACGGCCUGCCCUUCAACGUGCUCUACUGCGCCAGCAAGUUCGCCAUCGAGGGCGCGUGCGAGAGUUUAGCCGUUCUCCUGCAACAUUUCAACAUCUAUGUCAGCCUGAUCGAGUGCGGCCCUGUUAACACCAACUUCCUGGUCAACCUGACGAAGGCGGAGCUUGGCGAUCCGUCCCUGCAGCAUGUGGACGCGCGCACGUUGGGCCUGUAUGAGAGAUACCUGCAUCAUUGCAGUUAUGUCUUCCAGAACGCAGCGCAGGACACAGAGGACAUCGUAAAGGUAUUUUUGGAUGCCAUGCAGUCACCCAGCCCGGCCUUCAGAUACUUCACCAGCGGGGCGGUGCCCCCUCUGACCGAGCUGAAGGUGACGCAGCCGGACGGCCUGCGGUACAUCAGCGCCAUGAGCAAACUCAUCUUCUCGCCCGAUGAGCAGUGACCUCUGUGCUUUGUUCAUUUUGUCAAUUUGCAUUUGGGGGAAAUGAAGUUGACUCACCGUUGUUGGGCAACCUGAAAGCAAGUUCCCCGAAGGCAAUAGCGGAUAGUAAACAUUACAUUUUUUCUUGGAAAUACUAAUCAAUGAUAACAUUUAGAAAAGGUAUAGAAAUCAGUUUUGGUGUGCUGAAUAUUUGAAUGUACUUUUUGUUUUUGAGUAAAGUUAUUUGAUUAUGUGGUA
Molecule: messenger RNA, 1863 nt
Organism: Hippocampus comes (tiger tail seahorse)
Lineage: Eukaryota; Metazoa; Chordata; Actinopteri; Syngnathiformes; Syngnathidae
Gene: hsd17b1
Product: hydroxysteroid (17-beta) dehydrogenase 1
Exons: 6
Coding region: 661-1626 (321 amino acids)
Biological process (GO): estrogen biosynthetic process
Cellular component (GO): cytosol; cytoplasm
Molecular function (GO): estradiol 17-beta-dehydrogenase [NAD(P)+] activity
Source: RefSeq, a predicted model, not a curated record